Messenger RNA from Cicer arietinum (chickpea), 2472 nucleotides. RefSeq names its product pentatricopeptide repeat-containing protein At3g16610-like. Gene Ontology annotation, molecular function: RNA binding; protein binding. Gene Ontology annotation, biological process: RNA modification. The record is from RefSeq and is a predicted model, not a curated record. Lineage: Eukaryota; Viridiplantae; Streptophyta; Magnoliopsida; Fabales; Fabaceae.
ACUAAUUUUACAUGCUGUAAUUCGAUAGCCCUUGCCUAGAUAAAUAUGAAAGACCAAUAACAUCUAAAAUUUUGAAGGAAUGGUAGCAUGAGAAAUCUCAACUCUGUGCUCCAAGCUUGCUCCACUUCAAAAAAUCUCAACCAAGCAAAACAACUUCACCAACGCCUCAUACUUUUCAACGCCUCAAACCCCAACCCCUUCUUCACCACCAAACUCAUCCAAAUCUACUCUGAUUGCAACGACAUUCGCUCCGCCACCUUCCUUCUCCACCAACUCUCCCAUCCAAACAUCUUCUCCUUCACUUCCAUUCUCUCCUUUCACUCCAGACACUCCCUCCAUUCCCAAUGCAUCCAAACCUACGCUCAGUUGAGGAGGCUCAAUGGCCUUGUCCCAGAUGGUUACGUGUUCCCCAAGGUAUUUAAAGCUUGCGCUCUAUCUGCGUCAUUUCACGUGGGUGUUGUUGUUCAUAAGGAUGUUAUUGUUUUUGGGUGGAACCCCAAUCUGCGCGUUUGUAAUUCUGUGUUGGAUAUGUAUUCUAAAUGUGGGGAUGUUGGAAGUGCAGUGAAGGUGUUUGAUGAAAUGCGUAAAAGAGAUGUUUUUUCGUGGAAUUCGAUGAUGUCGUGUUAUGUGUGUAAUGGGCUAUCUGACAGGGUUUUGGGGAUGUUGGAGUUUAUGGGAAUGGAUGGGUGUGAGCCGGAUGUUGUCACGUGGAACACUGUCAUGGAUGCUUAUUGUAAGAUGGGACUAGUUGAUGAGGCUUUAAGGGUCUUUGAACAAAUUAAGGAUCCUAAUGUUAUUUCUUGGACAAUUUUAAUAUCUGGUUAUUCUGGUGUUGGGAAGCAUGUCGUUGCUUUGGAAAUAUUUAGGGACAUGGUGAAUGUUGGGAUGAUUAUCCCUGAUGUUGAUGCUCUUUCGGGUAUCCUUGUAUCAUGUAAGUUUUUGGGGAAUUUGACAAGUGGGAGGGAAAUCCAUGGUUAUGGUCUUAAAAACGGGUUUAGGAAUGAUGUGUUUUAUAAGUCUGCUGGUGCUGCGUUGUUGACGUUGUAUGCUCGGUGUAAUAGACUUCAUGAUGCUGAAAAAGUGUUCCGUGUAAUGGAUGAUUCUGAUGUUGUUACGUGGAAUGCCAUGAUUUUGGGUUAUAUUGACACGGGCUUGGGACGUUUGGCUUUUGAAUGUUUUAGAGAAAUGCAGGGAAGAGGUGUGAGGAUUGACCAGACGACUAUAUCUACUAUAUUGCCUGUUUGUGAUUUGAGAUGUGGAAAACAGAUACAUGCGUAUGUUAGGAAAAGCAAUUUUGAUUGUGCGGUUGGAGUUUAUAAUGCACUGAUUCAUAUGUACUCGAUCUGUGGAUGCAUUUCAUAUGCAUAUUCUUUGUUUUCCACCAUGGUUAAGAAAGAUUUGAUUUCAUGGAACACGAUUAUUGGAGGAUUUGGAAUGCACGGACUUGGCCAAACUGCUGUGAAGCUUUUGCAGGAAAUGAGUGAUUCGGGAAUUAGCCCCAAUUCAGUGACGUUUUCUUCGGCACUUUCUGCUUGCAGUCAUUCAGGACUUGUGGAUGAUGGAAUUGAACUUUUCUACAGAAUGACAAAGGAUUUUGGCUUGAACCCGGUAAUGGAACAUUUUUCUUGUGUUAUUGACAUGCUGGCUCGUGCUGGUAGGCUCGAAGACGCAUUUCGUUUCAUUAACCAAAUGCCUCUGGAACCAGAUAAGUAUAUUUGGGGAGCUUUACUUGCAGCAUGCCAAGAGCACCAAAAUGUUAGUGUUGGCCAGCUGGCUGUGGAAAAAUUGAUAGAUUUGGAACCUCGCGAAGCUGGUCAUUACGUGACACUGUCAAAUCUUUACUCAAGAGCAGGAAGAUGGGAUGAUGCUGCAAAGGUAAGGACAAUGAUGGAAGGUCAAGGAUUGUUGAAGCCAUCAGGACAUAGUUGGGUUGGUACCAGAAGUUAACUGAGAGGAAAAGACAGCAUAAUCAAAUCAAUCUUUUGAUCACACUUCAAAGUUCAAUAUAUUAACGUGCACAGUCAAUUUUGCAUCAACAUUUAGAGGCUGCAACCAUUCCUGAAUUGCCUUGGGAUGCGAUGGGACAUUGUUUGGUGUUUGCAGAAUGAGCUUUCAAGUGUUCUGCAGCAAAGCAGAUUGCCUUGAAAUGGAGAAAGUAGCAAGCAUAAGCAGUGGAGAGCACGGGCUCUGAAAAGAUCUCUGUACUUGAUGUUAGUAAUGUGGAAGAUAAAUUUGAGAUUCUGUUGGAUAUGAAGAAAUCAUCUAGCAAAGGAAUGGUUCAAAGUAAUUAUUUUAAGGAGUAACUAAUAAUGUGAUCUGGUAUGCAUCUUGGUCCUGCUCUAGAACCAUAAUGCAAUUUGGAAUUUAUUUGAUUGCUGAUUUACAACUAAAGGACGUCUUUCAGAAUGACUAUUGCAACAUUAAUUGUUUGAUAACAGUUUUACUCUACCAUAUCUAAGUUUGCCUUCAAAA